AUGCACCAUAACCACGCCCCUUCGAUGCAAAGGGAACACGUAGCAGGCUCCCCGCUCGUCACCACCGAAGGCGGACGCAAGGCCUCUAUCGGAGGAGCUACCAGUGUAGGAGGGAGGAGGAUGAGCGGGGUGAUCCCCAGUCCGAGUGGACGGAGGGGGAGUGGGAGUGUUGUUACGCCCGGUGGACAGGUGGUUGCUUAUCAUACGAGGACGAAUGACGACCUCACUUAUCCUCACGCCGAGAAGAAAACCAUCGCCGACCACUUGAGGAAGUACGAGGCGCUCUUUACCCUCUCGCCCCAGAGGAUGAGGAUGAUCGUACACGCCUUCGAGGAGACUCUGGACAAGGGUCUUCAGAAGGACGGAGAGAUCGUACCUAUGAUCCCGACCUUCGUCUUUGGCUACCCCAGCGGCAAAGAGACCGGUGAAUACCUCGCCGUCGAUCUCGGUGGUACCAACUUGAGGGUCUGUCUGGUCACCCUGCACGGAGAGGGGAGGUUCGAGGUCACCCAGACCAAGUACCGGUUGACCGAGGAGCAGAAGCAGGACGAGGGGCAGAAGUUGUUCGACUUCUGUGCCGAGUGUCUGGGAUCGUUCAUCACCGACAACUUGGGGAGGACCGAAAAGGACGAAGAGUUGCCCUUGGGUUUCACUUUCUCUUACCCUUGCUCGCAAGAGCGAAUUGAACACGGCGAGCUUAUCAGGUGGACCAAGGGUUUCGGAGCUCCUAACGUCGAGGGACACGACGUCGGAGCCAUGUUCGAGAAGUCGUUGAAGAAAUUCAACGUCCGAUGCAAGAUGACCGCCUUGAUCAACGACACCACCGGUACCCUGAUCGCUUCCAACUAUGUCGACCCGAACACCAAGAUUGCCUGUAUCUUUGGUACCGGAUGUAACGCUGCUUACAUGGAGCAGGCCGGAAACAUUCCCAAGAUGGACGAGUUGGGUCUGGCUCCCGAGCAGGACAUGGCCAUCAACUGUGAAUGGGGUGCCUUCGAUUCGUUCGACCACCAACACUUGCCCCGAACCAAGUUCGACAUCAUCAUCGACGAGUCGUCCAACAAGCCCGGCGAGCAGUCCUUUGAGAAGAUGAUCGCCGGUCUCUACCUCGGAGAAGUCUUCCGACUCGUCUUGACCGAGCUCAUCGAAUCGGGUCACAUGUUCUUGGGUCAGAACACUUACAAGCUCGAAAAGGCCUACGCCGUCGACACCGCCUUUUUGUCGCUUAUGGAGAGCGACCCCACCGACGAGCUCUUGACCGUCAUCGGAGUCUUUUCCUACUUCUUCGGGCUCGAGACCACCUUGGAGGAACGAGUCUUUUUCCGAGACUUGGCCAAGUUGAUCGGUCGACGUGCGGCUCGAUUGAGUGCCUGUGGUAUCGCCGCCAUUGUCAGCAAGAAGGGAUACCUCGAGGAAGGGUGUGCUGUCGGUGCCGAUGGUUCCCUGUACAACAAAUACCCUGGAUUUGCCGACCGAAUCCACGAGGCUUUGGUCGACAUCUUUGGCGAAAAGGGAAAGAACAUUGUUACCCACCACGCCGAGGACGGAUCGGGUGUUGGUAGCGCCAUCAUUGCUGCUAUGACCAAGUCCCGAAAGGAUGCCGGUCACCACAUCAACCUCUAA
Molecule: messenger RNA, 1623 nt
Organism: Filobasidium floriforme
Lineage: Eukaryota; Fungi; Basidiomycota; Tremellomycetes; Filobasidiales; Filobasidiaceae
Product: putative hexokinase
Exons: 16
Coding region: 1-1623 (540 amino acids)
Biological process (GO): glycolytic process; intracellular glucose homeostasis; glucose 6-phosphate metabolic process
Cellular component (GO): mitochondrion; cytosol
Molecular function (GO): D-glucose binding; glucokinase activity; mannokinase activity
Source: RefSeq, a predicted model, not a curated record